Messenger RNA from Cuscuta campestris, 1964 nucleotides. The record is from the annotation of a GenBank genome assembly. Lineage: Eukaryota; Viridiplantae; Streptophyta; Magnoliopsida; Solanales; Convolvulaceae.
CCAAAUCCUCGCUUCUCUCUCCAGAAUGGCUCCUUCAAAUCCCGAAACCUGGACCCACGAACCCUCCAUUAUCAAGGAGAAUGAGCUUCGAGAGAUGGUCGUGCUUCUGGGCAAGGGCUUCCAGGUCCAUCACCCAAUGCCCUUGGGGAAUCAGUCUAUCCCACAAUCCAAACCCCCAGAAAUACAUGGUCAUGCAAUACCAUUCUGUAGAAAAUGGGUUUAGGUUGCCCCUCCACAGUCUGCUUCGCGAUCUCUGCCGCCAUUUUGGAUUUGCUCCGGGCCAAUUAACCGCCAAUGCACACAAGUAUGUAGCGUCUUAUGUCCUGCGGUGCUGUGCCCUGGACAGAACCCCGACACUGGAUGAAUUCCUUAUCCUCUUCAGCCUCGGUGGGUCUUUUCCCUUUUACAGCUUGUAUCCCCACAACCAUUUCCCAAUUUUUGAGAAGGUUGAGUUCAAGCUUGAAAAAUGGUCACUGAGAUACUUCGUUAUUGAGUUCCUGGCUCACAGUCCCCUUGAUCUACCGGGUGUUGUCCUCCGCUGUUCCAUUUCCCAGACGAAAUUUGCUGCAGCAGAGUUGGCGAACAAAGCUCCUUCUGCCGGAAGAUCCAAUUCGGUCAUGAGCCCUUCUGGGAGUCAGUCCCAAGGUGGCUCCUCUGCCUUGGCUGUACGCAAACCGGCUGCUGCCCUGGAGGUUGUUCCCAUUUCUGCCAUCCCCGGGCUCAGGAAGCCCACUCCGUCCAGAAACGGCCACGGGAAGGACAAAGGUACUGAGGCUCCUUCAGAGACGGAAAGAGCGACUGAGACACAGCGGGAAUCGGAGGAACAACGAGAACCGGAGGAUCGACGUCACGCCACCACCCCCUCCGCCGUCAGUCUCUUCCGGCGCAGGUUCACGCCACAGACCUAUCCUGCCUUCAAGGAGGGUUGGGCAGGCUUCUCCCGCGGCCUGACUUCCCUGCAGGCUUCCCUCUGGACCAUCCAGGCCAAUCUGGAGAAGAUGAAGGAGUCGCUAAGGGAGCCCACAAUUCAUCAAACUCGUCCUGACAUGCUCGCUCUCAAUGUUCUUUACUCCCUGGAGCAGCUCAAGGCAAACGGCUCAACGGAACUAGCGGCUGAAAGGUCCAGGGUCCAGUCCCUACAGGAGCAAGUUGCCACCUACCAAAGGGGAACCCAAGACCUAGAAGCGCAAUCUGACGAACUCUGGGCACAAAUCUCUAUUCUACAAUCAAGGGCCUCAGCUUCAGAAAACAAAGUGGGAAGUCUGGAAGCUGGAUUAGUUGAAAAAGAGUCCCGGAUCUCUGAGCUAGAGAAUUCCCUCCAAGAGGCCAAGCAUGAGGGUUCCCGUCUUAACGAACUCGCAAUGAAACAGAUGGAAGCGAGACGGCUUACCCUCGAGAAAUUAAAGGAAGAGAGACAGAUUGCAAGCGAGCUCCGGUCAAAGAUAAGUGAACUGGAGAAGACAAUUGCUGCCCAUCAAGAGGAGGUUGCCACCCUGACUGCCCGUGCUGAAGCCCUUUAUGAAGAAAGGAAAUUUGACAUGCAACAAUGCAUGUAUGAGGCAGUUCAGAGUGGUCUCCCGGAAAACCGAUCUUUGGAUGACUUCAUCUCUUACUAUGGGUUACCUCUUCCUCUUUCUCCCCCAGCUUCCCGUGCAGAUCCGGGGCCUUGACUUUAUCCCUCUCUGUUGACUGUUGUAAUUUGCUUUGUAACAUCUAGAUGGUAGUUGAUUGAUAAUACUUGAUGUAUUUUGUCCGUAUAGACUCCUUUUAUUAAUCUGACUACUUCCCUUUUGGAACUCUUGUUUCGCCCUAGGACUUAGCAUAUUUUUUUAUAUCUGCCUAGGCUUUGGGCUUAACUGCAUUCACAAAGUACUGUUUUUUUACCAUUGCGCUAAGUGGCUGGCCCACCUUGAUUACGCCAGGCCCAAUUCACCCUAACCCAAUAAUAAGAUGGCACAAACCCU